UUCCAUCAUUCAUCUCCCCCUUUGGUGUCAUGAACUCCAUACACUGGUUUCUCUGAUCUCUAAAUCAUUUUUCUUCAUCGUGUCAUCGUACGUCUUGUUACAUUAGGUCUCUAUCAUUGCAGUCAUGGCUGAGAUUUCAAUGUCUAAUACUAACAACACCAAUGGAUCUUAUUCAAACCGGACGAAUUCUUCUGUACCAAGCGCUAUUGUUCCUAUCAACGAUCUAAACUCGUCCGGAAACAACAACGAUCACCCCGUACCGUCAACAACCAACAAAGAAUCCAGCUCUUGUUUCUCUUUACCAUUCUUCCAGAAGUUGAUUGCCGAAGGAAUUGGAACAUUUUUCAUGAUAUUCGCUGGAUGUGCUGCGGUGAACGUGAAUUUAAACAAUGAUAAGGUUGUGACUUUGCCUGGAAUUGCUCUAACUUGGGGGCUUGCUGUGAUGGUGAUGAUUUAUGCUCUUGGAUAUAUUUCUGGUGCCCACUUUAAUCCUGCUGUUACUAUCGCCUUUGCCACUUGUGGUUGCGGAAAGUUUCCAUGGAAACAGGUACCUGGCUAUGUAUUAGCUCAAGUUGCUGGUUCAACACUUGCAAUUGGAACCUUAAGACUAUUAUUCCAAGGGAAUCAAGACCAUUUCCUGGGAACAGUACCGGAUGGAUCAAAUAUGCAGUCUUUAGUUCUUGAGUUUAUCACAACUUUCUACCUCAUGCUUGUAAUUUGUAGUGUCGCUACAGAUAGUAGAGCAGUAGGAGAACUUGCUGGCCUUGCUAUAGGAUCUACCGUAAUCGUAAACAUACUUUUCUCUGGGCCAAUUAGCGGAGCAUCGUUGAAUCCUGCGAGGAGUUUGGGGCCAGCCCUCGUAUUUAACCGCUAUGAAGGGCUAUGGAUAUACAUAAUCGGCCCCAUUUGUGGAGCUGUAGCAGGUUCUUGGACUUACAGCUUCAUCAAGAAUGACUGUGCCAUACGAAAACUAGGAUCAAAAUUCUAUUGAAACAUGAAAUCUUGUGUAAAUCUAAAACUGUAGUCGUUCGUUCGUCAUUUUGCUGGUUCAAAAUAUAUUUGCAGCUUUA
This is a messenger RNA of Papaver somniferum (opium poppy), 1070 nucleotides long. Its product is annotated as nodulin-26-like. Gene Ontology annotation, molecular function: channel activity. Lineage: Eukaryota; Viridiplantae; Streptophyta; Magnoliopsida; Ranunculales; Papaveraceae. Gene Ontology annotation, biological process: transmembrane transport. The record is from RefSeq and is a predicted model, not a curated record. Gene Ontology annotation, cellular component: membrane. Bases 125 to 991 code for a protein of 288 amino acids. The transcript has 5 exons.